GAUACACCACACCAGUAGAUAAAAGAGAGAAAGCAAGCAAAACCAAACCAGCGGCCAUCACCUCGCCGUUUCAUCUCUCUCCCACCUAAAUUCCAUCUCUUCAAUCCCUAAUAACCUAAGUUUCCUCGUCUCCUAACCUUCCUCUACCAUUAGCUGCGGUUCCACCUUUCACAACUCGAAUCGGUCUUCGUUCCAAGACAUGCAUUGAUUGAUCCUACACUCAUCGGUCUUCGAAUGGUGCUCGACGUUUAAGCGUGGUCGACGCGGUUCGCUUGGUUCAUCUGCUCGAUCGUACUGCUUUUUUCGGGGCUUGUGGUGCGAUCUAAGAUUCGGAGGGGCUUAGAGGAACUCAAUGCGGAUGUAAUUUGCAUGGAGAGAGAAUGCCAGAGCUGCGAAGUGGAGCCCGGCAAGCUCGAUUAAGGUCUAAACGGCUUGAUGAUCUUCAGCCUUCCUCCCAACACCCUGACCAAGCAGAAAAUUGUGCUCUCCCUGCUCCAAAUAGAACCGGAAGGAGAGUUGGUGCUGGAAGAGGAAGGGGUUGCAAUGCUACAGCAGUAGCGAAGGGGCCUUCAGGGGCAACUCCAGCAAGGGCAAUUCCUGCUGGUAGAGGCAGGGCUAAUAGGCUGAUUGAUUUGGACCCAGAGGCUCCCCAUGAGGUUCUUCCAGAAGCAGCUAAGUUGGCUAUAAAUCAGGCAGAGGGAGUUGGGGACAAAGACCUUGCGAUGGAGGGUGGGAGUGCAGAGAAAUUGGUAGGAGUUGAAGAAGAAGCUUGCACAGAUCCAGUCCCUGAGAGAGUACAAGUAGGUAAUUCUCCUGUAUAUAAGGUAGAAAGGAAGUUGGGUAAGGGUGGUUUUGGUCAAGUCUAUGUUGGCAAAAGGGUAGCUGGGGGUACAGAGCGUACAGGACCAGAUGCCUUGGAGGUGGCCUUGAAGUUUGAGCACCGCAAUAGUAAAGGUUGUAACUAUGGUCCUCCUUACGAAUGGCAAGUCUACAAUGCUCUCAAUGGUUGUUAUGGAAUUCCUUCAGUUCACCACAGGGGUCGCCAAGGAGAUUAUUACAUUCUGAUCAUGGACAUGCUUGGUCCAAGUCUUUGGGAUGUCUGGAAUUCUGUAGGCCAGUCGAUGUCACCUAAUAUGGCAGCUUGUAUUGCUGUGGAGGCGAUAUCAAUUCUUGAGAAACUUCAUUUGAAGGGAUUUGUACAUGGAGAUGUGAAGCCAGAGAACUUUCUACUUGGUCAACCUGGAACGUCUGAUGAGAAGAAGCUAUUCCUCAUUGAUCUUGGUCUGGCAUCUAGAUGGAAGGAUGGCUCAUUUGGACGACAUGUUGACUAUGAUCAGAGGCCUGACAUCUUCAGGGGAACGAUAAGAUAUGCAAGUGUACAUGCACAUUUGGGUAGGACAGGAAGUAGAAGGGAUGAUCUUGAGUCACUAGCUUACACGUUGAUAUUUCUCAUCAAAGGAAGGUUACCAUGGCAGGGCUAUCAGGGAGACAACAAAAGUUUUCUUGUUUGUAAGAAAAAGAUGGCUACCUCUCCAGAGUUGCUAUGCUGCUUUUGCCCUCCUCCGUUUAAACAGUUCCUUGAGGUUGUGACAAAUAUGAAAUUUGAUGAAGAACCAAAUUAUCCAAAGCUCAUUUCCUUUUUUGACAGCUUGAUUGAGCCAUGUACAUCCUUGAGGCCUAUCAGAAUAGAUGGAGCUUUAAAGGUUGGGCAGAAGCGGGCACGAUUGCCUGUAAAUCUAGAAGAAGAUGGACAACCUAGGAAGAAGGUACGGUUGGGAAGUCCUGCCACUCAGUGGAUAUCUGUUUACAAUGCACGCCAACCCAUAAAGCAGAGAUAUCACUACAAUGUAGCAGAUUCAAGGCUUUCCCAGCACAUAGAGAAAGGCAACAAAGAUGGUCUAUAUAUCAGUUGUGUGGCUUCUGCGUUAAACCUUUGGGCACUCAUCAUGGAUGCAGGCACAUGUUUUUUGUCCCAGGUUUAUGACCUGUCAACUGUCUUCCUGCACAAGGACUGGAUAAUGGAACAAUGGGAGAAAAAUUACUACAUCAGUUCCAUAGCUGGUGCAGCAAAUGGAAGUUCCUUAGUUGUCAUGUCCAAAGGAACCCCUUAUACCCAGCAGUCCUAUAAAGUGAGUGAAUCUUUUCCUUUCAAAUGGAUUAACAAAAAGUGGAAAGAAGGUUUUCAUGUCACAUCGAUGGCCACUGCUGGAAACCGCUGGGGUGUUGUAAUGUCAAGGAACUCUGGUUAUUCUGACCAGGUUGUUGAGCUUGAUUUUCUGUACCCAAGUGAAGGAAUACACAAGCGAUGGGAGAGUGGUUACAGGAUAACCUCAACCGCUGCCACAGUAGAUCAAGCCGCAUUCAUAUUGAGUAUUCCAAAACGUAAAUUGAUGGAUGAAACACAAGAAACUCUGCGUACAUCUGCCUUCCCUAGCACGCACGUGAAGGAAAAAUGGUCCAAGAACCUUUACAUAGCAUCCAUUUGUUAUGGUCGGACUGUCAGUUAGUGCACCUUUUGGGUAUAUAUCAUCAUUCUUUUUAGCCACAGAAAUACUAAUGGUAUACGCUAUUCAAUUUUUGAAAGAUGAGAAGAUUUGUGCUUGGAGUCUUGGACAUGGUUUUUGUCUUGACAUCCAUUAGGUUAGUUUUGCGCGAUGAGUGAAACAUAAUUCUAGCAUCUCAUGCUGGAUCCAUAUUCAAUGCCUUUGUAAAUGCUGUAACAUGUUCUCGGAAUCAGCAAGGCAGAUUUUUGUUCAAAAUAUAAUUCAUAUAGUAACUCGGCGGUUGGGA
Nelumbo nucifera (sacred lotus) is the source of this 2790-nucleotide messenger RNA. RefSeq names its product casein kinase 1-like protein HD16. Gene Ontology annotation, molecular function: protein kinase activity; ATP binding. NCBI's taxonomy places the organism in Eukaryota, Viridiplantae, Streptophyta, Magnoliopsida, Proteales, Nelumbonaceae. Gene Ontology annotation, biological process: protein phosphorylation. The record is from RefSeq and is a predicted model, not a curated record.